GCUUGGCAGUCGAUGAGUUUAGUAAACUUAUUGCAGAGAUAUCCGUUUCCAGCAGAGAUGAAGCUUUGUUUAAAGAAAUAACAGCAUGUACGUGGCAGAAGGAGAAAAAGUCCCAGACGGUUGUAUCCUUUGUGAUCAUGUUUAAUGUUUACUCUUUACUCUUAUGGUUCACAGCUGGUGUUCGGUGGAAUUAUUUGGUUACCAAUAGCUACCGUCUUUCUCCCGUGGAGCCCUUUGAAAAAGAAGUGUACAGCACGCGAUUUCUAAUCGAGGACAUAAAUAAUCGGUCAUUCGUGAUCAUAAAUUCGCAUCAUGGUUGCUUUACUUGUUCGUAGAUCUUACGCUAGAAUAUCAUAGCGUAUGAUUGAAAAGGCCCUUUGAACGACUUUUUAGAUCGCGAGGUGUACUGAGAUUUAUGUUAAUGAACGGAUCGUAUAGUUCACGGUAUAGUUUUAUCCAUUACACGCAAGGAUGAAAAGAUAAAAAAAGGAGUACCGUCAGAUUGGAAAGGUCUUCUGUUGUCCUAGUCAGCUUCCAUUAUGUCGAACGAAGCGUAAAAAUAAGAGCGGUAGUGACGGUAAAGUGCUGCGCGCGCGAAGGAACACAACGGAGUGUAAACGUCUGUCGGAAAUUCUUACAUCAUAAUGAGUUUCUGCACGUACUGUACAUUGUGCAUGUGCAUAGUGUGUAUGCUUGGAAACUACAGUAUCAUCAGUAAAAAUCCUAGGAAAAUUCGUUUGAAUUUUUGACAUUUUGGAAAAAGGAAGAACAACCAGCAUCAAAAGGGUAAGGGUGGGGGGGGGGGGAGGAGAGGGGGUGUACAGGUAAUUGUUGCAUGAAGCUGGAAUCUUUCGCGUAAUAAGCUUAACUUAGAAAUCAGUUUUUUUAACUGGGGCUAUAAGUCCUUGAGAAAAAAUUGAACAACUCAAAAAGCAAAAGGGCAGCCAAUAAUCUCAGUUGUACAUAUGUGGGUUACAGUUGGGUGGGGGGUUUCAUCUUUAGCAGUAAUUAUGUUAAAGACAUUUCUUAAGGAAAUAUGUAAUACUUGAAAUGUAGUCAUGUCAAUUUUCUGUGAAUUUUGGUUCUCACUCUGAAAAUAAAAACAAUUAAAUUUUUUAGAUAUAUUCACUAUUUGCAUUAUUGCUGGUGAGUUACAUUGGUUUUAUAUACUAGAUUGAUAAUGAAAAUUGGCCACUGUGAAAUAUUCCUAAGCUGAUGUUUUGAGCAAGAAUCCUUUUGUCAUUUACUCUGAUGAAAGGUUAUGUUUGAAACAUCAGCUUAAGAAACUCUUUAAGAUGGCCAAUUUACAAUAACAACUCAGUAUUAUCUUGUAGUAGCUCCACCACCAAUUUACCAUAGUUUAUUUAGAAACAUACCCCCUUAAUGUAUUUGAAUUUGAAUUUCUUUUUUUUUUUUUGCUCACAUUUUGUGUUUUCCUUGAUUCAAAUAUAAUAUUGAUCAGUAUAUGAGCUGCAAGAUUCAUUUCAUCGUGGUGGAACCAUAAAUGACAUUACUGAGCAUAUCAGUAGUUUAAAUGCAAACUUGCACAGCUAUGACACACCAACUCAACUGGUUGUUGACAAGUACAUGAAGGAGCAUGGCUUGGAAGUGGAACCAGAUGAGGAGGAAUUUGGCUUUGGAAAACUUCUUAUUGACUACAAAAUUCCCAAGAAUUCAACAUCAAAAAUAAGUAACAAAGGUACUGAGUUAUUUGUUAUAACAAACAUGAAUUUGAGCCUACAUAUCAGGAGUCGCUGAGGACUUUUUAGAGGGAGGUUCAAUUUGGCUGCAUCCUGGUAAACUCAAUUUGAAGGACACCUGUCUGCUAUAUUAGGGAGGUUGCUCGGAAUGGUAUUCAGUGUCUCUGCACAGUUAAGUAACUAACAGAUGAACUAACAAGACCAUCGUUGUAUUUCAGCCAUCAACAUGAUCUUGAAAAGUUAAAACCCAAGAUUACAUUAUGAUCACAAUCUGCAAUCACAUCUCUGAAUUAUUUUAGAAGACUGUAAUCUUCCUAAAGGAAUGAAUAGAAAAGAACAGCAUAGCAUAAAGUAUAUGUCAGGGACAUGAAUAGAUAAAUGACAUCUACUCCUUCUGGAAUAAUGUAUUUAGAUGGUGAGGAUCAUGCCUAAUACAUUUCAGCAAUGGAAAGUAAAACUAAAUGAAAUGCUUAUCUGCCCCAACACUUUCAACAUUAAGUUUGCUUCUCCCUCAUAACUUGUCUAUUUUAGAAGUUGAAGCUAAGGAAGUUUCCAAGUUUGCUGGAGUUUAUUCUGUGAGAUCUGGUGAGUUGAAUUAAAUAUUUUAUCUCAUAUUAUUAAAUAUUUAGUGAGAGCAUAAUGAGUUGGACUUCUUGAUUCUAACUUUCAUCCAAAUCAAACGACUACAUAUAAAUCUAUCAUGAGGUUCCAAAAUAGACUUUUCCAAUCUCACAUUCUGCGACUACUGUUUCAUUAUAUUCCACAAUCCCACUGCAAUUAACAUUUUCAUCCCAAUCCUGCCUUGUUAAACCCAAGUUGCUCUAGAUCACUGCCUUAUUUAAACUGAUGCCGGGCAAAAUUAUAGCCUUUACACUUACUAAUAAUGAACUCUCAUUAUGGAUUUGCUGAAGGCAUAUUUAGCACGCUUAAAAAAAUGGUUGUUCCCUGAUGUGUUUAUAGUUUUAAUAUCGAGACACAAAAACUCCACCAGUGGAAGGACCCACAGAAAAGUUCUCCUGUUUCAUAAAUAAAAUUCUUUAGCCAACCCCACAACGAAAGAAGUCAAAUCCCAAAGAUGCAACAGACUUCAUCAACUUUGUUGGAAAAAUGAAAGAAGUCAGAUACUCAUCUAAAUGGGUGUCACAAGCUUACUGGUAUACAUAAAUAGAGCACAAACCAAGAGCAUAAACAAGGUGUACACAGUGUCCAAAAGAAAGCACUUCGACUGAUUUUCCAGGAAAACUCAUUCCAAUUCAAGAAACAAAAUUACUUGCUAAUGCACAGAACCUCCAUUGGCACCUAAAUUGUAAGAAUUGUAAAGGGUACACAAAAAAUCAAAUCUUUCUCUUUUUAAUACCAUCCAACAGUUCUUAAUAUUAAAUAAAUCCUUAUGAGCAAGAGGCAUUUAAUACAGCAACAACCAUUGCUAAGAGAAAUCUUCAGAGAACCAUUCAUAAUAUCAUACAGAAAGGGGUGUUCAUUCAAAGAUACACUCAUGAUAGAAAAUUAAUCUAGGGGAGAAAACCAGAUAUACUAUGGAGCCAUGUGGGCCCAUUAACACUUGUAACAAAUACAGAGAAAACUGGAGGCACAACGGAAUUAUUUAGGCCAGCUGUCAACCCCAAUUUACACUGGAGCAUUUAUUGUACAGUUUUUUAUAAAGCAAAUAUUAAGUACUUUUUUAUGUCUCUGUGGUUGAGUGACUCAUAACCUGAGCAAAAUUAUGAUCUUGCAUAUCCAGGUACCAUCCCCUAUCCUGCCUUCGAAAUGAAGCAUAUCCUGUUCUUACCUUCCUUUUUAUCAUUGCACAUCUUGCCUUUAAAAUUUCUAGUAUCCCACAUCCUGCCUUAGAUUUAAGCCUCAUUCCACAUUCUGCCAAACCUGAUGUUGGAUCCCCUAUUAUAGCCAUUAAGAUUAGUCAAUAGGAUGAUGUGCUUUGCAAAAUUUUGCAUCCAAAGCUCAUAGUAGUACUGUUAAAUUUACAAACACUGUAUCUUGAUUGCAGUUCUGCAAGCAACAUCUCAGAAUCCAUUGACGACUAGUAAUUCACAGCAGUCGCAUUUAUUGUCAUGGAAAAAGUCUGCCAGGAAGGUACAUUGAAGUAUAUUGGAUCCUAUAGUAACCAGUAAAUGAUAUAUACUAAACAGCCAUUUAGUAAUUGCCAACAGAGCUACUCUUGUAUAGAAACAUCCUUCAGUCUUUAAAAUUGAUUUGCUACUUAAGUUUAAUGGUGAAAAAAUUGUUCCCUUUCUAGAAAACUGAGAAGAGUUCAACCAUGAAACCAAUGCUUGUAGAGGUACAAACACUAAAAAAAAAUGUAUUAUUUUAUGUCUUAUUAAUAUAGCGAUAAAUUCAUAAAAUUGACCAAUGACUACAUGCUUCUGUCACACUAUGAAUCUGAUCUUGGAAUCUUUUAAGUCAUUAAUUUAAAUUACAAUGUCCCCUUUUUGUGUUACUUGUCAUUUUGGAGUCUAAAGCAUUUUGCUGUUUGUUGUCAAUCUUGGAUUUGGAGCUAUAGGGACACUUCUGUUUGUGUCACUGCCAACAAGUUUUCAUGAUAAUCUGCACAACAAGAAGGGAAGAAAUUAUGCCCCUGAUAGAAAUCUGUUUUGACAACCUGGCAAAGAACAUUCACCCUGACCAGGUCUUAGUCACAGUAAAACCAUGUGAUUACAGUUCAGCAUAGUACCAUUUCUCUCACUAAUAUAUAUUUUUUUCUUUAUUUCUAGAAGUAAAAAAGUAAUCAUUGAAUAUACAAAUUUUUCUCCUAACAUUGCUGUAUUAUUACAUUUGGUAUUAAAUCAACCAUCAAUGUCUAAUAGUUGAUAAUGUUUAUUCAUCUCAUUGCCUUUCUGCUUGGCAAUGUCUAGAGACAGUGUGGAGAAAUCUUUUUUUUGUUCACUUCUAAGAGCUAAAGUAUUAAGGCUUAAUUUAUCUACUUUGAUCCUUUUUUCAGUUGCAUGUAUACCCAGGCUAUGAACCAGAUGAAGUAACUCCCCUUCCACCACCAUUCCUUGCCAAAGAAAUCAUGUUAACUGUCAUUGAUGCUCAGAGGGAUUUUAGAAAGAAGGUAAGAGAGUUGUACUGUUUUCUUCAGUGAGAAACAAAUUCUUCUACAGUUGCAACUGUAUCACAAAAGUUUUUUGGGGAAGGGAAAUUUGGAGAGAUGUUGAAAGUAGAUAUUAAGCUGAUGGCAGAAAUAAUUACAAAAGAUGGUGUGAGGAGCAAUCUCAAAUUAAAAAUUUUAUAAUUUGGGUGAAAAUAAUGAUUCAUAGUCUUUUCCCUGCUUCUUUGGUCAAGGUAAGUCAGUGUGAAGUGUAUGCUACAUCUGCUUGCAUGGGAUUGGAGACAGGAGACAUAAAACACUUAGGACUAUUGAGUUAGCAUUAGAUCCAAGCUUACACUUGCAUGUGCUUAGUGCAUGUGUGAUUAACUUAAUGCUGUAUAACUUUUGACUGAGUGUAGAUCUAUAUGUAUACUGAUUGGGAUUUAUUUCUCAGUUGUCCAACGUACAUUUGUACACCUCUAAUUUUCUAGCCUUCCUUUAAACGUGAAUUCCAAGCCUUUGUGUUUUCCAAGACAUCUGAGGACAUUCUGCAGGUCAGUUAAAGACUCCACUCUCUGCAUGAGAUAAAAUUCUUUUCUACACCUGUACCAUUAUUAUAGAAUCCUUAAAAUUAGACAAUUGUUGCUGGGGCCAAAACAACUCAAUUUACAUUUACAGGUGAACAUAUGUCAUCAGAUAAUUUUUUUGAACUCAAGUCAUCUCUAACUAUUUCUCUAUUCUUACUCAGGACUUGUUUUGGUGGUACUUUUUAGAAAAAUAUCAGGUGAGUGCCACAGUUUCAUUGUGCUGUAGUUAAAGAGGAAGUGCACAUAUUUAGAAAUAUAUAUAUAAUUAACCAGCAAGCCUUUGGCAGAAAAUGCUCCAGUAGAUUACAGGAUUAUUACUUCCAGUGCCAUAGUUUGGCUGUAAUGUGAAUUAAUCUCUUCUUUUUGACAGCCCAACAAGAACAUCCAGGAAAUGUUGUUUAAUCGCAUUGCUCACAACUAUGUCAAGAUGUUGUUUACAGCCCCAGUGACACAAUACAGGGAUAAAUUUCUUAAGGUACAAAUUGUGUGUUAAUGCACAGCAUGAGCAGGUGCAACUACCUUAGCUUUUUGUCAGAGCUCAUAGUCUAUGAAUAAGUAGAGAGAAAAAUUGUGGAGUUCUAGGCAUGGUAUACCAUAGUCCCAGUCAGUGGAGAAGAGUGAAGAGUGAGGAGUGAAAAAUGGUGAGGUUCUAGGAGAAAUGUCAAGGAGGAGAGCUAGUCCUCCCAUUGCCCUCCAUGGCCCUGGCCCCCCACACUUUGAUGUCAUUUGUGAUAAAUUACAGAACAGAUGCCCUGCAACAUGGAACCUAUUUGUUUUUCUUUUCUUUUUUUUUUUCUUUAAUUCCAGAGGUACCCUGACAUCAUGGCUCAAGCUGUGUACUGCACAUUUUGCACAGCAUUCCCAACAUCUUACAAGCAGUUUGGAGAUGAAUUCAAAGAAAAUCUGGUGCAGUUGAUCCAUGAGUGGAUUGCUGGUUGGUUUUUUUAAAAAUUUGUUUGAUGAGCCGUGCAUGUAGACGUACUUGUGUUGUAUGCAUAAUGCUGAUGAUGUACUGCAAUUGAAAUAGUUUUUUUUAAGUGGCCAAUCUAAAGUAAAAAGGUACAUUGUACCUACAUAAUAAUAAUGACAAUGACAAUUAUGAUGAUGAUAAUGAUGAUGAUGACAAGAAUGAUAAUUAUGUGCCAGUAGUUACAUAUGAUAAUUUAAGAAUUAUUGUUUUAUCAUGCAUACUGUAAGGCUAUUGUCUCAGGUACGUGUGUAACAUGAUAACAAAAUCAGUGUAGAAAGAUUUCUGUAUAACCCCACACCGUUCUAAAACAAAGCUGUUGUCCAAAGGCAAUCAAUUGUUUUUGCCAUUGUUUUCUUUAUCCAUGCAAGAACUGUAUGUAUAGUGAAGUAUGGGGCUGUGCAGGAAUCUUUCCGAAACAACCAUAAUUACCUUUGAAUUCUCAAUGUAACUUUCAGUUUGUGUCUGUAUCUCUGUGUCCUCUUUGAACUUCAAGUCACGCAGUGUUUAAAUAACAAAUCUGCAUCUUGUCCAUUUAGGAACCAAACCUGUGCCAAGACUUUGGGCCAAGUGGAAUUUCAAAGCUUUGGAACCUAAAGAUAUGAGGAAAGAUGAGCAGAUCAAACAGGAUGCCUCCAAAGGUACAGAGUAGGCGAAUUGAGUUGUGAAGGCAUCUUACAUCAAAAGCGUUACUCUAACUUCACGUAACGGUUCCUGCCUGUGAAAACAAAGAUCAUGUGACUAACCCGAAGCGAUCGCAAAGGACUUUGGGUUGGGCCUGGGAAGGUGGAAGGGGUGGGGGUGUUUGGGGUUAGGGUACAACCCAAGACUUGAACCCUAAGACCUGAAGGAAGAGUUCUUGCAUUUCGCCACAUAAGUAGAUAACAAAAGUGUUAACCUUACGACAUUUACUUUAGAUCAAAUUUGGCCAGGUUUAGUGAGUUUAGAGAGGAUGUUAAGGAAAAAUUAUGAGCAGAUCUUAGGGGUCGAUUGUUAAGAGCGAAAGAUUGAUUGACAUAUGCAUUUAGUUGUUUCGUUUUGUUUUUAUCAUGAAGAUCAGCAACACUAAAACACGGAAAUCCGUGUAAGUUACGUUUUAAGGAAAGAACUAAACGUCGUUUUUCCUCGUCAGGUUCUUUGGUUUCGCUCCCAGUGGACCUCAGUGAAGAGAAUUUAACAAAACAGAGUAGCUUGUCUUUUGUCAAGAAGUCCUUACCUUACAUUCUUGUGGAUGAGAAACCACCAGUCCAAAGUAGCUUCACAGGGCUGCCGGGCCGUGACAUUAGGAGAAAGUCCGUUGCGGCGAGAAAAUCGUCACAAAACUUUAGUGUGACCAAUAGUGAGGAGUUGCGUGACUCCAUCAGUCAUUUGGCUCCGCCUCACGCAAACGAGGAUAGGGGAUCUGCGACGCCUCAAACUUUGAGUCGCCUUCAGGCAAAAGUAUCUUCUUACUCGGCAUUUGCUAGUGUGCAUAAAUUGAAUCGCGCAGAUAAACGAAGAGAGGUAAGUUUCCUUCAAGAUCUCGUUCGCUCUUUUGCUUGAUUGUUUUUACAGUGUGUACGUUUUAUCUUACUGGGCCUCUCACUUCACCAGUCAGCACGUUCGUUCAUUCUGUAGAGUCUUGAAUACGAUGAUGGUUCAGUUGGAGACUCUUCUACAAACGAUCUUUUCUUUUGCCCGAUUUAAAACUAAGAAUGAUAACGAAACCACGGAGCUAUGAACGGAAUAAGUCUUUCACUAAUUUGUGGUUCGCACGUUAACCAUUAAGAUGUCGAUUCCAAAUUUAUUGUAUACACUAACGACAGUAAAUACAACCUUUGGGCGUGUAAAAUAUUCUUUUUAACCCUUUACACCCUAACAUCAGUAUGCAUAUUCUCCAUACUGUUCUCUAAGGUGCUGACAAGGAGAAUUUGUCGAACAAUCAAGAGGUUCUUUAGUUGGUGAUCAGUUCCUUUAUUCUCCUGACCGUAAUAUUUCAUUCAGGGGUGAUAUGGUGAGGAGAAAUUAGAUGCCAGUCACUCUUAGGGGCUAAAGGGUUAAAGAAACCUGAUCAAACGGUUUAUGAUGAACCAUGCUAUGCGAUAACACUAUAUCACGUCAUAUGUAGCAUUCUAAAAAGAUGCUGAGCAAAGAGAAACGUAGUUAUUACAUCGAACUUUCAUAUGUUUGUCCUUUCAUUUCGGUGCUCGAACGGUUGGCAUUUGUUAUUGUAUCCUUUCAAUCGCUCGUUUGUUCGUAAAAUCUCGUUGAAUUUGCUCGUACGAUGUAAUCUUGGGAGGUGAUCGAAAUUACAAAAUGUUGAAUAGUUUAUGGUAUGUUAAAGUCACACAAUCCACACAAAAGCCUCAAUUGUGGUGACACAAAAGUAUCUUUUUUCUCCUGAAAAAAGAUACUUUUGUCUCUUUGUUUUUCUAUUCGGAAAUCCCUAAGCCUUCUUGGUAGCAACGUAAUGCUGAUAAGACCUAAUAUGGGUAAAACAGCUGAUCAAGGCUAUUGGCUAUAUAGCUUACUUUAUUUUCCCGGUAUCAUUUUUCUGAAUUUCCUGCUUGAACUGUCCCCUCCAUAUUUUUUUCCAGUCCUGUCCAAUCGGUAGAGGCCCAGAGUUCUCUCGUUGUGUGUUCGAUGUUUAUGGUCACAGCCCGCUUGUGGAACAGUUUCUUCGGAUGCAGAAGUUAGCAAAAGAUUCAGGAACUUCGGUGUUGAUUCAGAGAACUGAAAUCAAGUCACUGCCACCAUAUCCUUCACAACAAGGCUAAAGAGCAUAAUUAGGGCAGACUAAGUUAGGCCACGUUCAAGGUUAAGAAUGACUAAAGAUUUUGGGCGAUUCGACUUAGGCUAGGAUAAGUCUGCUUUAAUUUUGGAGUUUACAAUUAGCUCAAAUGACAUAUGUUUCAAGAAGAAAAAAUUAUAAAACUCGAGACUGUUAGAAAUGAUGUUGUAACAAUUUUUAAGUUACGUUUGGCGCAGAGAGAAAAAAGGGAAUGUAAAGAAAAGGCUAGCUUGCGAGCAGGCCCUCAUUGUUAGUACUGUAGGACGCACUUUUCUCUGCCCACUGGCUGAUUUAAGACGAGUCGAGGAGAAGUUUGUGGGGCACUAAUGACUUAUGCUAGUCUCCUUGCAGACUUCUCACCGGCUGGCGUUGCUUAAUCCCCCAUACUUCCAUGCGGGCGAGGGAACGCUCGUGUCGAAAAUUAGGGUUGCUCGCAAGCUAAGUAAAAUUAUUUCAGAUUCCAAUUGUUCCCAAUUAAAGAUUAAAAAGAACUUCAUCGAAGAUGUAAAGUUCUUCGAAUGCUCAAGUUGGAUUAGAACCGGAACCGUUGGAUUCUAUUCCAGUUUUCUUGGUCGAGAUAAACUUUUUUGUUCUUCCAUUGUAAAUUCCUCUUCAGCUCUCCUUAACCGUGUUUACAUUAUCCGCCCCAACUUACAGAGAGGUGAUCAGAAAGUCUCUCAAGAUCUCACAAGCUUUAACAAGUGAUUUUAAAAAGUGAGUAUAUUUGAUUCGUUUUCGAUUCUUUAUCGAGUUGAAUUUUUUCAGCCUUGCGUAGUAGUGUCUCCAUUUAAGAGGACGCAAUGGAUUUAGAACGGACCGCGCGAGUGAAAAGUCAUGCAGAGUUACUUGCGUUACUUGCAACCAAGUGUAUUAUAUUUUGAGCGGCAAGGGAAUACUGAAGCAAGAGUCUUACUUGCCUAACAUUUUCUCUUUGUUAUAUUAGUGUCGAUAUGCUAAUCUUGCGCGUGUUAUCAAACUCCUCUUUUGUACGGUUUAAACGUUUUCUUUUUUCCAAUAACCCGCCUUUAACUUCAUCUGAAAUAUUUUAAACGAAAAUAAGAGAAACUUGCUGGAACAGAAUUAUUUCUUGAAUUUCCCGCGUACAAAUACGAUUCUCUCCGAUCGUUAUCAAAGUUUUUAAAAGUUAGUUGUGAAGUACAUAACCUUUUUUUCCAUUUCUUUCUUCUUUUUUAGACUGGACGAAGAGAAUUCUCAUCAACGAACUUUAUUUGCUCGUAAACAGAAAGAAGCCAAUAGAGACUUUACCAGGUAUCGAUUAAAAUUAAUUUAUCGUGUAUCCGUCACGUUUGAUGACUCGAGAGAAAGAGGAUGGAGAACUUUUCAAUUGAGUAUAGAAAGUAAUCCCAGAUUGCUAUAGGUUUGCUUACUUCGCUCUCUGAUUAGUCUAGAAAACUCAAGUCACCCUCUCAACCAAUCAGAUGCAAAACUAAAAGUAACUACCCCCUUAACGUGUUUUCCCGCGCUUUAGGCAGUUUGCUUUUUUUUAUUUUGAGUUGUCAUUGGCUCUUAAGAACAUUUUCCUUUUUUUCUAAUUGGUCGUAGUAAUUACUUUGGUUUUGAUUUUACAACAUUCAAUCGAGAAGCAAUAUUUGUACUCUUCUUAGUAUAUUAUGGAAUACCCACUAUGAAAAUAAUGAAUACUGGGUCCCUUAUAUAUGCGUUAUUGACCAAGCGAGGGGUCAAGAUGGUUGGAUAUUGGCCGAGUUCUUUCUUUGCGUUCUUAUGGACCGAGAGGAAGUCGAGGCCUAUAAAAACAAACAAACAAAAAACAGAAUGAAGCUAACAUAUAAUCAUCUUGACCAAUCAAGCUUUGUCGAUAUUUAUUUAUUAUACAGCGAAAAGGUCAUCGCUUUAUCAAGAAUCAAGACUUGUUUAUUUCAAGAGAUGGAAAAGUUAUCCAGCUGUUUUAGUAGCAAAAUAAACCCACGGGAGCCGUUAAUGUUUUGUUUGUUUUGGCUGUCCUCUGCCGCUUUUUGCGACUCUAUCGUCGGCAUUGUCCAAAAUUUAUAAACUUAGCGUGACCGCUCUGAGCAAUUAUUUUUUCUUGAGCAGGAUCAAAGCGGGCAAGAUGGGCCCAUCUUGCCGGCUUGCGUAGCCAAUCAGAACACAGGAUUCGCUUCAUAUUGCCCGUGGGCACAGCCAGCGAUGUAAUAAAUAGGUGUACUGUACGUAUAGGCGUGUGCUUUCCUCUUAUAUCUUCAGCUCGGAACCUGUAUACCAUAGUAGUUCUUAUUUAAGCUCUCCAAUCGCCACCAAACCUUAGAAGAAUAACGCAAGUCCUGUUCACCUUUUACGUGUUGGUAGCUGAUACUGAUUAGUAUAGGUAAUAACUUAAUUUCGAGUGUAAUUUGGUAUUGAUGAGCACGAUUAAAUUUUUCGAAGACGACAAAAUUGCCCAAGCCCAUAGAGUAAGAGCAAUUUGGGGUCUUUGAAAUUUACAAGUGCUUGUUACACCAAAUUGGUAAUGAAAUUAUAGCUAUUACUUGUUAAUGAUUUCCAUGAUCAACAUCACAGAAAGUCAAGACAGACCAAAUUUUGAAAGCGCGCGCACGCGCUAUUUGUAAUUUGCCCUCGUGUUACAUGAGAAUGAAAUCGUUUUCAGCUAACCAGAAGCACGUGAUUUUAAAAUGCACAUUAUUAGGUUCGAAACCUCUAUGCAUUUUCUCCAUUAGUUGAUUUUAUGUUCAUCAUUUAAUCAUCUUAUCAGACGCGAAGGAGAGUUAUUGGCACGUCAGAAGGAUGUGAAGAAGAUAAGCGAGCUGAUAUAUUUAGAACUCACGGUAAGUCACAUCGAGGUAGAGAGAGUAAGUAAGCUAAGUAAGCGGCAACCGGAUGCCUUUUUUCACUUGCCGGAAGUAUCAAUUUCUUCAUCCAUGAUUGGAAAGUGACAAUUUCUCAAUGCCAAAACAAAUGCUUGGACUCUAAAGGACCAAAAAAGCUUUCGGUCAUACAGGAAUUUCUGGAGCUACACAACACAUGUAUUCGAAUUCGGGGACGGCGAAGGUUACUUUCAACCGUGAGGACUUGAACACGAACACGAACGAACGCUUGGGCGCGAGUUCGUGAGGGGGUCUCGGGCCUUCCUCCUCUAGAAAUGUUUUUAAAUCGUGAUCUCGGAGUACAAUGUGUGGUGAACCGGACUUUUUCCGUUUUCGUUUUCUUUCUCUUUACUCUUGGUACGUACCUUAUACUAAAACAAAACAAACUACUAUCCUCACAAAAUUGAAGUCCACCAGUUCCGCCGUUCCUGAUUCAACUUUGUUCGAAAUUCUAAAUUUAAAAACGGCCGCCGCACAAUAGCAAAGCCACAUUAUACUUUCUUACUUUUUUUUUUGGCUAUAGUUUGACAAAAGAUGCAUCAUAAAAGAUGUUGUAAAGAGAGAUAUUUGAUUUUGUUACAAUUUAGAAAGACGGAGAUGAACAAAGCAGUGGAAAAGUCGCCGCAGCCGUUGCUUCGGCCAUGGGGUAUGGAACUGAGAGCGAAACCAAUUAAACGCGUUUGGGUAUAGCUGGUUUCCAAAGCAAUUCAAGUUUGUUCUCUGUUACUCUUGAGGAGUAUCAUGCGAAGUACUGAGGUACUAGCAGAGACGUGGCUUUCGUGUUGUAAUUUUAUCCCGCGUAAUUCUAAAAUGCUUCUAUUUAUUUUGAUAAUAUUUUUACAUAUGGCUGAUUCAAAAUUCUUAUUUUUGUAUUUUAUGACAGUCUAAUUUAUUAAAUUGUGGGUUUACGCUUUGAGCAACUUUCUGUUAUAAAAAUGUUCAACAAU
Molecule: messenger RNA, 12857 nt
Organism: Pocillopora meandrina
Lineage: Eukaryota; Metazoa; Cnidaria; Anthozoa; Scleractinia; Pocilloporidae
Source: the annotation of a GenBank genome assembly